Maudiozyma barnettii is the source of this 759-nucleotide messenger RNA. RefSeq names its product Nbp2p (gene NBP2). The coding region runs from base 1 to 759 and encodes 252 amino acids. NCBI's taxonomy places the organism in Eukaryota, Fungi, Ascomycota, Saccharomycetes, Saccharomycetales, Saccharomycetaceae. Gene Ontology annotation, molecular function: protein binding. The record is from RefSeq and is a predicted model, not a curated record. The transcript has a single exon.
AUGAUCAGUACGACGAAUGAUACAUUACUACUAAAUGGAAUACCCACAAAUAAAGAGAGUUCGCGACCUUUGACGAAUAUAUCUACACACGAACAUAUAUCAGAUGAUGAACAAAGUGAUGAAGGAAGUGAGACAUCCUUAGUUGGCUACAUAUCAAUAAGGGAUUUUGCAUAUGAAGAAUCAAAUCCGUUACACUAUGGAUAUUAUGAUGAUGGUUUGGACGAAACAGAAGAUGUAACAGAUAUCGGUGGGUAUAUAGGCGACGAUUCAUAUACAAAUGAAUACGAAGGAGAGGGAGAUGAAGAUGUAGAAGAAGAUAAAGAAGAUAUUGGAAGACGGCAAAGUGUGAUACUACCGAAUGACUACAUUGUGAAUAAAAGGGCAAUUGCACUAUAUAGUUUUAAACCAGAAAACGACAAUGAACUGGGUUUUGAGGAAGGGGACACAUUAUUUAUAAGUUAUAGACAUGGCCAAGGGUGGCUAGUUGCUGAGAACCAAGAGAGAAAUAAAACAGGAUUGGUACCAGAGGAAUUUGUAUCUUUUGUCGAACCCAACCAAGAGGAUGAAGAUGAGGAUAAUACAUUAGCGCGUCCAUUCUACCUUACACAAUUCAUAACUAAGGGACUAUGCCCGUCUCAAGACGAUAUCGAAGGUGCAGAUGACGUAGACGAUAAUGAAGAAGAGUGGGAAGAUAUUGAUCAUUUGGAAUCAAAUCUAAAGGAAAACUUAACAAUACAAGAGUCAAACACUGGAAAUUAG